This is a messenger RNA of Trypanosoma conorhini, 813 nucleotides long. RefSeq lists its product as uncharacterized. Bases 1 to 813 code for a protein of 270 amino acids. Lineage: Eukaryota; Euglenozoa; Kinetoplastea; Trypanosomatida; Trypanosomatidae. The transcript has a single exon. The record is from RefSeq and is a predicted model, not a curated record.
AUGACCGCGAACGCCGUGGUGUUUGCCGCCCUGCUCCUCGUCGCGGUGGUGCCCCCGCUGUACAUUUACGACCCCGAGAAACACCCCGGGGAAUCGCUUGGGCCACCCCCCGCCGGCAGCAUCUUUCCAGAUCGUGCGCCGAAUUUCGCGGUGCAGCAGAAGCUUUACAUGCUUUUUACGCUGCCCGUGUGCGCGUUACUCAAUUCUCUGUUUGUGUACUUUACCUACUACCGGCACUAUCGGCAGAUACAGUUUAGAGCUGAGUUAAGCUGCGUGGCGCACGCAAACCUCAGGACGGCUAUCAUGGUUUUUUCCGAAGAGCAGCAGAUCAAUGAGUACAACGGCGUGAAUAUUAUUGGGGGCACUCGUAGCGGUGGGGGGCUGUCGAAUCACAGUCUUCUUGCAGUACGCUUUAAUGCCAACAAGACUGGUCCGCAUUACAUGUGUCUAGACAAUCGACGGCAUAUACGGCCGGAGGGCCUUUCCUUGCAGAGGUACUCCUCAACGCCAUGGUUUCCUGAGCUGCAGGAGUUGCAGAGGGUUGUCGAGGUGCAGUUUCUUCGACUAGCAGAGACGGCGCGGAGCGCCGCAUUUCGGUGUUUUUGCCAGACUGUACUGCUGCCCUUUGAGGAGCGGAUGAAACUAAAGGCGGGAAGCAUGGCAAACGACAUCCGACUGUUUCUGCGGCGGCAAUCAAAGUGGGUGCCUGAGCCUAUGAUGCGGGUGCACCUGACGAGGAUCGAGCUGGAGCGGAGGCGCAAAGACGUCCAUGAGAACAACUUGGAGUCGGAGCCGGUUAGACUUUACCCUUGA